CAACCACAGCACCUCUAGCACAUAUUCCAUCCACCGAUUCCUUCCAGGACUGCACCAGAGCUGGCAGCUGCUGGCACUGACAACCAUGAAGUAGCAUUAAUAGCAAAAAGGAUCUGGUGUAGGUGGCCUGGACAGAACCUCUAAGAAGCCCUUGGAGAGCACCUGGAGAAACCUGCAUUGAUGACCUGGAGAAAGUAUCUGUGGAUAAAGCCUCCAGGAGCUUGGACAACCACCCAGAGAAGAGAUUUCCCUGACAGAAGACCACAGACUUUCCACCACUUGGGACCCCAAAAGAAGAAACCAGCCCUGUCCAACUAGCAAGUACCCCCAGAAGCCAGUCCCUCCCUUCUGCACACCCUGGCUCCAUGGAGAAGGAGGAAAUUGUGCUCUCUCUUGACACUAACACCAGUGAGUGUAGUGAUGGGGCUAACCAGACAGGCUCCCCACAUUGCUGGCCAGGAGUGACUGGAGGUGGCCCAGAGGUGGUGAUUGUUCCUGUUCUCUUUGGUGUGAUAUUUCUGUUAGGCAUGGUAGGAAACACCUUGGUCCUGGUAGUGCUGGGACACAUCCGGACCAGGGGACGCCCUUCACGGAGUGCCACCAACAUCUUCAUUCUCAACCUGAGCAUUGCGGACUUCUCAUUCCUGCUCUUCUGUGUCCCCUUCCAAGCCACAAUCUACUCCCUACCUGAGUGGGUCUUCGGUGCCUUCUUUUGUAAGUGGGUUCACUACCUGGCCAUGACCACCAUGCUGGUCAGCAUCUUCACUCUGGUAGCCAUGUCUGUGGACAGGUACAUUGCUGUGGUGCACGCAAAGCGCUCCCUCUGCAUCCGCAGCAAGCGCAAUGCUGUCAUGGGUGUCGGAGUCAUCUGGCUGCUGUCGCUGCUCAUUGCCAUCCCUGUUGCCCAGCACCAGGCCCUCAUGAGUGGCCAUGAGAAGGCACCCAACAGCUCUUUCUGCUGGGAACACUGGUCUGAUGGUUCAGCUGCUAAGCAGACCUACAAGGUUGCCAUCCUGGUGGUGGGGUACCUACUGCCCCUGGUGCUCAUCACCUGCUGUUAUGCCAAGGUUUUAUAUCAUCUUCAUACAAAAGUAAAAAACAUUUCUAAGAAAUCGGAGAGAUCAAAGAAAAAGAAAUCUCCCACCUACAGGGGCCAAUACCAGAUACACAACUUUGUGAGGAGACAGCGGAGCAAGGAGUUUGGAGUACAGCGAGUUGUAGACAAGCCAUAA
Messenger RNA from Alligator mississippiensis (American alligator), 1232 nucleotides. Its product is annotated as galanin receptor type 1. Bases 366 to 1232 code for a protein of 288 amino acids. Lineage: Eukaryota; Metazoa; Chordata; Crocodylia; Alligatoridae. The transcript has 4 exons. Gene Ontology annotation, biological process: neuropeptide signaling pathway. Gene Ontology annotation, molecular function: G protein-coupled peptide receptor activity. Gene Ontology annotation, cellular component: membrane. The record is from RefSeq and is a predicted model, not a curated record.